AACCUUUUGAAAGUGUCCUGAUCUUCAUUACUUACCUACAUUUCCCUUUUUCCUGUGGCACACCAUUAUUACUGGUUUUUUUUGGUGGCAGAUGCCAGAGAUGCUUGCCUUUUCGCUGUCAUGUUCAUAAUUGCUUUGUGUCACUAGGUAACGUAUCGUCUUAAAGCUGCGACGAGACAUAGCGGGCUCUUGUCAACGCGAAAAUCAUGAUGGAUGGUCUAGCCGGUAAUCAAUCGGCCUCAGAGGUCCCGGCCAGGCCACUAGCUUCAUCAUGGCAUCCCGCAUGGCGACCAGACUCGGACCGGGAUAUCCAAGCACCCAGCCAACCUAAUAAUCUUACCGUGUCCACACCGGCGCAGAAUUCUCCACAUCUUUCCAUCGAUGAUUCUUCCAUACCACGAAAUAUCAGCUCCGUCUCCCUUCAACCGCAUUCUUUUCAUGUGGAGGAUGUGGAAGAUAGCAGCGCAAGGCAUGAACCAAAAGUCCCCACUUUGCAACGCUUGUCUCGGCCAGAGGUCCCAGCACUUGAAGAUCCAGUACAACCAGAUGCCCAAACGCUUGGACAGAGCCACGGGGACUUUGUUGUGCCAGAGCGGGAACAGUUCCCCUCGGUCGAGCCCGAUAUAGCGGGACCAAUUCAGGCGGCCAACGGCAAAAGCGAAGCGUGCACCCAAGCGGUUGACCCCCAACCGACUCGCAUAGAAGAGGCCACGGCUGGAACUUCACAUCGAGACAGCCACGCUAGCUCGAAUUCAUUUGCCCGCACGGUCUCGCACGAAGUGAUAGUGGGGGAUGACGAUGAGUUUAGCCCGCAGAGCUGGGAACUUCCCCGGCAAGAUACGGAUGUCUUUAAGCACCUCGAUGCACCAGAUCGGUCAAAUUCUUUCCCUGAAGUCUUGCCUCUCAGGGACACCACGCCAACCUCUGACAUAACUUACUCGCAGCCUGAUGUCGGCAAUGUAGCGAGAAACGGCGAGCUUCCGGAAUCCUCAAGCAAGCCGGACAUUGGUUUCGACGAGAUUUUGGGCCCUACGGAUACUGCAGAUGCAAAGGAAGGGCUGCAGGAUGGCACUACAUUUGACACCACAGUCGAUCAGUCCUGGAUCCACCAAGCGCCGACAGAUCAUCAAAAUGAGCCUAAUCUGGCGGAGGGCUGGGGCCCUGGAAGCCCAGCAGAGGUAACUGAUCAAUCCUGGAUCCGCCAUGCGCCGACUGAGAACCAAAAUGAGCUUAACUUAGCGGGUGGAUGGGACCCUGAAAGCUCAAAAGAAGUAACCGAUCAGGCCUGGAUUCAUCAAGCGCCAGUAGACCAUCAAAAUGAGCUUAAUCUGGCAGAGGGGUGGGCUCCCGAAAGCUCAGUAGAAAACGACUGGAAGGAGCAGAAUUCUUUUGAUGGGUUUGACAAGACCCACGGAACAGAGAUUUCAGAGCUAUCAGAUGCGGGUGUACGCUUCGAAGAGGGCGUGCCGCUGAUACCAUCGGACACUACACUGGAGCAACCGCCUGAGGAAGAAAAGCAGCAGGAAGAGCCAGACUUUUUUGCAGGCACUACUGAUGACGCAGAUGACUUUUUCAAAUCAACAAUGGAGAAUCCUAAAACAGAAGACGACUUCACGCCUUCGAACCUUCAACGAAAGUCGACUUCUCAAGUCCUAGGCUCACUUCAAUAUCCUGCACAUAGUGACACUCAUCCAGAGGACCGGGCUACCGAUUCUCAUGGCCGAUCUUCAGCUUCAGCGACCUUUGCAGGAUCAAUCAAUGCUCAAAUCCAACCUCCUUCGACGGAAUCGAGAGAUGCUGGUAGCGGUUCUCUUUCCGUAACAGCAGAUGAGACAGGGAACACGUCAAAGUCCAAGGAAGAAGCGCUGACUGAAAUGUGGGCUGCUGCUCUCGAUGAAGAUGAGUUGUUGGAGGAUAACGUGCCCGAUGAAGGCGAAAAAACAAUUGAUCCGGCGGCCUUCUUUCAGGAUGACGGCGAGGGCUUUUUAGAUGAGGAGCCUUUACUGAACGUGCCGCAACCUUACCCUAAUGACUCUCAAGCUGCCCCGGAAAAUGUGCUUCCGGGCCUGGCUCAAGUACACCCUUCGAGCUCGGAACAGGUAAGCAACCGAUAUACUCCCGCCACUGCCUCGCCUCAAUCUACAAUGGCCGGAAAUAUCCCUGGCGCCGCUUCACGAGCUCCGAGUUUGGCCUGGACUGAGGGCUUUGCACCGGCUCCUUCCACUACGUCUCCUGCUUUCAUGGGCGAUCAAGACCCUAGACCUGCCAUGCCCUCGAAAGCGCAAAGCUUUGCGGAUAAAUCAAAGGGCGGUUACUCCUCGCCUUACGAUCUUCCGGGAGACGUUCUUCGUCCGAAGAAACGAGCUGCCGCUCAUCAGGUCGUGACGGCCCCGGGAACUCAACCAACGCCACCACCUCCUAGGAGCAGUAGUAUGCACCCCUUUGGUAUCGGAGGCCCGACGCAAACCCCCCCUCCCCCAAAUCGUGCUGUUUCAAGUUUCGUUCCUCCGGCCAACUUUUCCUCAGUUCCCCACGGUCAAUCCAAGCAGGCGCAACUGGAGACGAUGACCGAAGGUCGGCCUACUUUAAAACCAAAGCCCAGCACAAGCAGCUUCUUCGAGGAAAUACCCAUUGUACCACGCUCGAGACCCACCCCAAAUGCUGGAAGGAUUACUCCGCAGGCACCAUCGGUGACUCCACCUUUAUCUGCAGGGUUCGUAGCACCCCCUGUACCGAGUCCCCCACCAGUGCAACAAGAACAACAACAACAACAACAACAACAACAACCACCCGUCUCUCAGGCAAGCACUUCUGGCGAUUUUGGCCUUCGUCCAGCUGAACGAGUUAAUCCGUAUGCAGCAAUUGCGUCCUCGCCACCUCUUGCAUCCUCGCCUCCCUCUGCUCCGAUCACUUCUAGGUAUUCUCCGGCUCCACCCGGGACCAGUGGAGUUCUCAAAGCUCAGCCCAAAUAUGCACAGCCGCCGCCACCACCGGCGCAUCAUGUACUCCCGUUCCAGCCUCGCACAUCUAGCCCUCUUGCCUCACAUGAGCGUCCACAAUCACAGCGUCCGGCACCCCAGCAGCCUACGCAGCAGCAGCAUCAUCAUCAUCCGGCCGUUCCCGUGUCUCCUUACGCAAAUAGAAGCUUCUCUGAGUCAAUGCAAUCUCGCGAAACAGGACAGAAUAUUGGAGGUCUGGAUAAAAAGAGAGCGUCGUUUGAUCGGGGGCCUCCUCCGUUGCGGUCCGUUUCGCAUGCACUACCGCCAACCUCAAGCCGCUAUGCGCCGCAGUUGCCUACAAUAGGCCAAGCACAAGCUGCUGCAUCUAAAGUUCCUGUCUCAGACCCGCACUCGUUCCAAUCAACAGAUGCGCCAAUGUCUGCUCCUCUUCGAUCCCAAACUCAGUCUCCCGGUGCCACUCCUUUCGGUCCUAAGAUGCCUAUAGCGCCAAUUGAAACUCAACCGAGACCAGCUUCUGUCAAUGGUCCUACAUCUCCGACUCUCUUGAAGAACCUCAGUUCUCCGAUUUCACAUCACGGAAGGUCAUUUUCAGAGACUGUAAACUAUGUCUUCCCGACUGAUGGUCGCGAAACCGACCCUCUUCAGCGAUGGAAAGGAUGCCCUAUCUUUAACUGGGGUUUCGGCGGAACUAUAGUGACCUCCUUCCCCAAGCACGUUCCGAGGUACGCCACGGGCCACGUGAAACCUAUGAUUAAAUGCGCACCAGGUGAAGUUACUGUCCGCAGUGCGAAGGAUAUAUGUCCGUUGCCGGAAAGAUUCGUCAAGUUUCCGGGGCCGCUCAAGGGCAAGUCUAAGAAGAAAGACGUCGCGUCCUGGCUAACAGACGUGAUUAAAAGUUUUGAGGAGGACGGAGCGACAGAUCCAGUUCUAAGCUCUUCCUUGCAAUAUCAAGAGAAAGUCUUGUUGUGGAAAGUUCUACGGUCUUUCAUCGAGAAUGAUGGAUUACUCGAAGGCAACCCUGCUAUCGAAAGUGCCGUCAGAAAACUUUUGCUCGUCGAUGACGAAACGGAUGCGAGUGAAAAUUCCGACGAGCCGAUCGGCGCAAAUAUUUCUGACAUGGCAACCACCGCUGAUUCUGCCGCUCGAACUGAACCUGUUGAUCCGCAGGCUGUCGAUAAAAUACGCAAAUUCCUCCUCAAAGGUAAGCGUGAGGAUGCUAUAUGGCACGCAGUUGACAAACGACUUUGGGCGCACGCGUUGUUGAUUGCAUCAACUCUCAGCAAGGAUAUCUGGAAGCAGGUCGUACAAGAGUUUGUGCGGCAAGAAGUCAAGAAUCUCAGCGACCACACAGAGCCUUUGGCCUCGCUCUACGAUGUUUUCGCUGGCAAUUGGGAGGAAAGUAUUGAUGAGCUCGUUCCUCCAUCCGCACGAGCUGGUUUUCAGAUGGUCCGCACAGAUACUGCGGGCGCGCCGACUAAGAAUGCCUUGGAAGGCUUGAACAAAUGGCGGGAGAGCGCUUCGCUGAUCCUCAGCAAUCGAAACCCAGGCGAUGAGCAGGCGCUACUUGCACUGGCAAGGUUACUAUCUUCGUACAACCGGACCUAUGCUGCUCAUACCUGCUACAUGUUUGCGAGGAAUAUUGCACCGUUCGGCGGUGUGGAGGAUCCGCAUACGUGUAUCUCACUUCUUUCAGCAGAUCAUCGGGUGCAGCCGUUUGAUUUUGCUCGGGACUUAGACUCAAUUCUUCUCAGUGAGGUCUACGAGUAUGGGCUGUCUCUCUCAGGAUCAUCUGUUUUAACAACGGCUCCCCAUCUCCAAUCCUACAAGUUAUACCAUGCUGGUCUUUUGGCAGAGGCUGGCUAUCGGACAGAGGCCCAAAGUUACUGUGACGCGAUUGCUGCUGCGGUAAAGGCGACGACGAAGCUCUCUCCUUACUUCCACCCACCUUUCCUCUCGGCUCUUGAUGACCUCUCGAAGAGACUCAGCCGGAGCCCCAAGGACUCUAGCUCGUCUUGGAUUUCCAAACCAAGUAUGGAGAAGGUGUCAGGAUCUGUCUGGGCCAGCUUUAACCGGUUUGUUGCUGGUGAUGAGGAUGAUGAGACCUCAGCUAAAGGAGGCCAAGGAGGCGGUGCUGAUGUUGGACCAUUUGCCCGUAUUGCUGGGGAUACACCUAACGUGAGCCCAUCAGCCUCCAACAUCAAUCUAAGCGCUGCAUACCCUGCAGCAUCUCAGGCACAAUCCAAAUAUAGUCCAGCUGGUCCAUAUGCGCCGCAGAUGGCACCUCCUCAGGCUCGGCCGUUACCUGAGCAGCCAAUGGGACUGCCUUACCAACCCAUUCGAGCGGCAUCGGAGAUCACUGCUGGGCCAUAUGGUGCGGAAAGAGGUGGCGGGUAUGUGCCGCAACCCUUAUUACAGAAUGACAGCUUGCCUCGAGCACCAAGCAGUCAUUAUCAACCCGCCAAUCUUUCUCCGGAAACAACCAGUGUUUUACAGACAACAUCCUCUCCCGUGUCCCAGUCGCAAACUUCUUACAUUCCAAUUGCACCUGUGGAGCCGGCACCCUUGACUUCAUCACCCCACCCUGACGCCUAUGAGCCAAAAUUGCAUUCGGAAUUGCAUUCGGACUAUUCGGCACCUUCAAUAUCCUAUGAACCUAGUGUACCAAAGACGAGCUACGAGCCGGUUGAGCUGACAUUCGGAGACGUCGACGGGAACGUGCGUCGGGACGAGAAAGAUCGGGCAGCAUCUUCUUCGUACCUACCUCCAACAGAGAGCAUGUUUGAUGAGCCACUUGGCGUCUCUCAUGACGGUGGCUAUGGUGCGCCAAUGACUAGCUCCUAUGAACCACCAGCAAGCUUCAGCAGCUAUGAACCGCCGACGAGUAACAGCUAUGAGCCACCAACAGGUGAUGCGGCUGCUUCCUUUGAAGACGAAAUACCUAAGGAGGAACCUGCUGAGGAAAAGCUGCCGAAGAAGAAGUCAAUCAUGGAUGAUGAUGAUGACGAUGCCGAGUUUACAGCCAGGGCAGCUGCAAUUCUCAAAAGUGGUAAGACGGCGCGGGACAAGGAAAAUGAGGAGGCGUUCCGCAAAGCCGCGGAAGCUGAUGCUAAACGGGAUUCAAAGCCCCAAGAAAAGAAGGGUUGGUUUGGCUCUUGGUUCUCAAAGGGCGGCUCGAGCAACGAGAGCGGUGGUCCCAUUAAGGCCAAGCUUGGUGAAGAGAGCUCCUUCUAUUAUGAUCCAGAUCUGAAAAAGUGGGUCAACAAGAAGGCUGGCGCUCCAUCUCCUACCCCAUCUGCAACUCCUCCACCGCCCAGAGCCGGACCGCCUUCUCGUGCGGCCAGUGCCAACCAAGCUACUCCUCCGCCACCAUCGCUAUCAGCACCGCCGAGGCCGCCCCUUCCCGGUUCUACACAAAGCUUACCAAUGCCCACGCUUGGACCGCCUUCAUCACUUCCUAACUCUCGACCUCCUUCUCGCUCGCCCUCAAGUAGCGUCGGUCCCCUUGGGGCGGCAUCAGAGACGCCUCCUCUUGCUCCUCCGCUCUCGUCUACCGGUACGCCGGCACCACCAUCCGGACCUCCCUCCCGGCCAACAACGUCAAUGAGCAAUGCUAGUUCGAUUGAUGAUCUACUAGGCGUGCCAGCACCUCGCAAGGGCGGUACAAUGAGAAAGCCCAAAAAGGGUGGACGCUACAUUGAUGUCAUGGCCAAAUAAGCUUCUAUCCUUCAACAUCAGUCGACCGUAAAACUCAUCCUCGGACGUUUUAGUCUUCAUUUUCGCAUUCGAUUUGCUCUUACUUUUCUUAUUUCAUUUCAUUUUAUUCUCUUUUUUUCUUUUCUUAAUCAUCUUUUAAUUGUUAGCGGACGACCUGGACAGGACAGAAAGUUUGUCUUUUUGUCUCCAUGUGCCAAUGUUUAUACGUCAUAACGUGACAGGGCAAGGGUUUUUUUGAAUGGCCGAUGUGAGGGUUCCUACAUCUGGCUAUUUAGGUAUAUAUUGGUGAAUUAUAUACGAGUGGG
Messenger RNA from Xylona heveae TC161, 6979 nucleotides. RefSeq lists its product as hypothetical. The transcript is spliced from 3 exons. NCBI's taxonomy places the organism in Eukaryota, Fungi, Ascomycota, Xylonomycetes, Xylonales, Xylonaceae. The record is from RefSeq and is a predicted model, not a curated record. Bases 207 to 6674 code for a protein of 2155 amino acids. Gene Ontology annotation, cellular component: endoplasmic reticulum exit site; ER to Golgi transport vesicle membrane. Gene Ontology annotation, biological process: autophagy; COPII vesicle coat assembly; Golgi organization.